AUGAAGUCCCAAUAUACUGCUGCCGCCGGUCUACUCUUUGCCCUUGGUGCCGCUGCUGACUCCACCAUCGCCAGUGGAGAGGGAUUUGGCACUUACUACUACGACAUCAAGCAGGUCGAUGCUUGCGGUACCUCGUUCUCGUCCCAGAACCAAGGGGGAGUUAUGUGCAGCUCCGAAACGCUCCAGUCUCUUGACAUGUUGAACACAAACUACAUCGUUGCCAUGAAUAAUAGCCAACUGCGGUCCGACCCAUCCAAGUACUGCGGCAAGAAAGUCGUCGUCACUGUCAACGGGAAAAAGUCUGAUAUGCCUCUGUUCAUCGGUGACGGCUGUGAGCGCUGUGCCACCGGCUCUUCCACGAGCGAUACCUGGAAUGCGCAGGGCGCUCCUGGCCUUGACUUCAGCUACAGCGUUCUCGACGAGUUGACAGGAGGCAGCGCCUGCGAAACUGGUCACAGCGCCAUCUCUUGGGAAAUCCUGGACGAGUCAAUCCAUGAUUUUGCCUCUGGCGGUUCAUCCGAUUCGACCGAAUCGUCUCAAGGUUCGACACCUACAACGCUUGUGACCAGCGCCGCUCCGGCUGCUACUGGUGAAUCUUCCGCUUGCGAGAACAACGCAUGGCAAUGCAAUGGAAAUGUUAUUGAGCAAUGCGUUAACAGUGCCUGGAACACCCGUGUUUCUUGCGCUGCUGGUUCUACUUGCAAGGGUGAUUCCAAUCCAUACUGCGCCUGA
Messenger RNA from Talaromyces rugulosus, 732 nucleotides. RefSeq lists its product as uncharacterized. The coding region runs from base 1 to 732 and encodes 243 amino acids. The record is from RefSeq and is a predicted model, not a curated record. Lineage: Eukaryota; Fungi; Ascomycota; Eurotiomycetes; Eurotiales; Trichocomaceae. The transcript has a single exon.